Messenger RNA from Alternaria atra, 639 nucleotides. RefSeq lists its product as uncharacterized. Bases 1 to 639 code for a protein of 212 amino acids. The transcript is spliced from 2 exons. The record is from RefSeq and is a predicted model, not a curated record. NCBI's taxonomy places the organism in Eukaryota, Fungi, Ascomycota, Dothideomycetes, Pleosporales, Pleosporaceae.
AUGCCCAUUCCACGCAGGCGUGCUCUUUCAAUUUCGGGAGAUUUACAAAACGGUCAAUUGACGGUGGCUCAACCUCGGUCUGCCUUUAUAAACAAGCUACCUUUGGAGAUCCGACGCAUGAUCUACGAAAAGACCCUAGGAGAACAAUCCAUACAUACCUAUUCUGAGGCCAUUGAGUAUCUUUACAAAGCCAACCAAUUCUUCAUCUCGACCGAUUUGGAAGACUUCCCAACAGCGGGUUAUCUCUCCUAUUUCUUCCAACCCCAACGCAUUGUGCAGAUCAGCAACCUCACCAUUGAAUGGGAUAUUGACCGCCAUCAAUACUUCAAUGUCAACUUGAUGCCUGACCAUCACCGAAGCGAGUGGUACAGAUCCUGGGACGGCCUGAGCAAAAUGGCUGGCCUCCGUCGACUACAUAUCAAAUUCUACUUCUGCCUCGACCUUUGGCAGGGAUGUUACGGCGAGUUUUGGGAGCGAAAUAGCAAGGAGCUGCUGCAACCCAUCAAGAGGAUCACGGCUCCAAGAGACUUCCUCAUCACUCUUCCGAAUUGGCAGUGUUCGACCGAUAUUGACGUUGGUGAGUCUAGGUGCGUCUUCAAACUGCCAGAGAGGGUUGGCCAGGAAGGUAACGCGUCGUGA